Molecule: messenger RNA, 7092 nt
Organism: Dermacentor andersoni
Lineage: Eukaryota; Metazoa; Arthropoda; Arachnida; Ixodida; Ixodidae
Product: phospholipase ABHD3-like
Biological process (GO): medium-chain fatty acid biosynthetic process; medium-chain fatty acid catabolic process
Molecular function (GO): monoacylglycerol lipase activity; acetylesterase activity
Source: RefSeq, a predicted model, not a curated record
GAAAAAAGAAGAAGGGGUAGAUAUUAGGAGCGAUAGCUUCAAGAAGCUUUAUCGCCGGCUAACUCGCAUGUACACUACUGGGAGGCAGCCUAUCUCCUGAGGCAAGUUCACCGUUCCCUCUCGUGAAAAGGGUGAAAUUAUAGUAGCUCUUCUCGAGGGACGGAGACCUUCGGGCGAAGCGAGAGCGAUACGAUGUCAUAGCAGGCAGGCCGAGACCCUGACACGUCACGACCACGGUAUGUGAUGCGAUCGUGACCGAACUUUACGAGUCCGUCAGUGAACUGGGGCGUCCGAGGAGCAAGCAGCUGAACGACUUGUUCGCGGCGCACUUUGGCGGUUCUGUUCGGUCGACAGCGCGAAGGCGGCGCCGUCGGCGAAGAAGAUGAAGCCGCCCGAAGACGGCGCGGCGACGGGGACGUCCAAGCUGGAGAUGCUGCUGUGCGCCUUGUGCGCGUUGUACGUCUUCUACUACGUCCUGGCGGUGGAGCGCAGGCCGCGCCUCGUCGGCCGCCUGGGCAGCAUGCGGCGCUUCAUGCAUAGCAGGUUCGGCAACUUCCUCAGCGCCUUCUAUCGCACGCCCAUCUGGUGCGUCGGUGCCAACUUCCAGUCGCUCGUGAGCUUCGUGUACCAGAGCUGGCUGCCGGAGCUGUCCUACCGGCGCGAGUACCUGGUCCUGUCGGACGGCGGGCGGCUGGCGCUGGACUGGCUCCACGAGGAGGCCGAGGCGGUCCCCGUGCUGCUCGUGCUGCCGGGCCUGUGCGGCGACAGCCAGGCCUACUACCUGCGCUCGUUCAUCCCGCUGGUGGAAAAACUGCGCUGCCCGUGCGUCGUCAUGAACGGCCGCGGCCGCGGAGGCCUGCCGCUCAUCACGCACCGCAUCACCCACAUGGCCAGCGUGGGAGACCUCACGGAGGUCGUCGACGAGGUUCGCCGACGGUAUCCCGGCCGAGCCCUCCUGGCGGUGGGCCACUCGCUGGGCGGCCUGCUCAUCAGCCUGUACCUGAUCAAGUACGGGCAGGAGGCGCGCAUCGACGCCGCGCUGGCCAUCUCGACGCCGUUCCACCUGGCCACCGCCAAGCGGAAUCUCGAACAGUGGUGGAACUCGAAUUACGGCGUGCUCAUGUACAUGGCCAGCAACCUGGUCGAACACCUCAAGAUUAACGAAGACGUGCUACGCUUCAGCGAGGAGGUCAACGCGGACGACGUUCUCUCCUGUUGGACGCUGUCUCAGUUCGACAGGACCUACACGGCUCCGGUAUUCGGCUUCAAAUCGACGGAGGAGCUCUACGAAAGUUGCAGCCUAAAGGGCAAGCUGUCUCGCGUCCGGCGGCCGCUGGUGUUCCUGCUGGCCGGCGACGACGUGUUCGGCUCGUGGCACACCUUUCCCGAGGACGAGAUCAUCGCCUCGCCGUGGCUGGCCGCCGUGGUGACACCGAGCGGCGGCCAUCUUGGAUUCGUCGAAGGCUGGCUCUUCCCGCGGCCGCCCUUUUACGCGGAGCGCUUCGCGGCCGCUUACGUGCGAGAGAUGCUGCGAGUCGUCGAGACUCGCGGCGUCGACGGGCUCGCCCAGCUAGGCAGUGAUAUGUAACCGCUCGACCCUGCGUCGUUCGAUUAUGCAGCGCAACUAAAUCUCCAUAUUGCAGUUCGUCCUACGGAUUUCUGAGCAUGGUUUCUCAUCCUGUCUCUCUCGUUCUAACCUCCACCUUAGUUUCAGUUUCCAAUUUGCAUUGUUAUGCGGUGAAUGAGGAAUAAGUAUAACGCCCACCUACUGGCAUUAAAAUGUUACCGGGAAUCGACCGUAACACGAAUAAUCUAAAGGAUGCUGCUCGCUCAUGAAUCUAUCUUGGUAGAGAUUACUUCUCGUAACCCUCCCACAUAUGUCCUUUCACGCUCACUCAUCGAACCUGUUCGUCGGCGCAUGUCUCUAACUCAUAUAUAUAUAUAUAUAUAUAUAUAUAUAUAUAUAUAUAUAUAUAAUGCAAUUUUCAAGGAUCUAUGAAAAUGAGUACUUCCGCCCGAGAUUAUUGCGUCUUCUACAUGGGACAGCUUUUCAUGGGGCUGGUGUGUUCGUCUCCAUACCACGUCUGUGAUGUCGUGCGCGCACGUGCGUGUGCAGGCGUACGUGUGUGUGCCUCUGUGUUAUGCGCUCACCCCGCUUGCGUGAAAUAAAAUUUGCCAUGCGCGUUUAAACCGUAUAGGCCUUCGCUCUGGAUCAAGGCACAACAGAACUGCGCCGCACAUCCAGUGGUGCAGCGUGGGUGGCAGCCAGUCCGAAUGCCGCGCGUUGGUUGGUUGGGCACGCACGAUGGCGACGCUGACGGAAAUUCGCGUCAUACGAAUUCUGUGUUGCAGCGUGGGCUGUAAUCUGUUUCUGAGCUUAGUGGGUUGUAAUCUGUUUCUGAACUUAGUCGAAAAACAAACAUCGGGAGACGUGCUGUCGUCAAGGCGCUUGGCUAAAGUGCCAGCUAAUUCUGCAGCUUGGUAAGCAAGCAGACUUAACCUGAAAUAUGCUGUACGUAUGUCGCAAUUUAUCUACAUGUGCCUGUGUUUAACUUGUGCGUUCUAUGCGGCCUCAUGAGUAUCGGUUGUACAUGAAGUCGUACCUCGUUAUAACGAAAAAGUACACGAACCAGGGUUCUCGCGGUAAAGCUGAAUACCCUCACCGCCUAUGUAACUCGAAAUCGCGUGUGGACUGCAUGCAGUUCAAACUUGGCAUCGUGAGCUUUCCAGUGCAGCCGUCAGUUUCACUUAGUGCAUCUCCAUUACGAAGAAAAUUAGAAGACUAUUCGGCGAGGCUCUGGCCUGUGUGCUUUUACUUACGGGCACGUAUAAUACAUGCAGUCCACGCUGCGCCGUUAAAUCGCGCCCGCAAUAACCUGCUGAAUACGCUGAGCAAAGAGAUCGUAUAUUUAACAAUCCGUUUAACUUUCCAUUCUGUUCGCCCUUCGUUUUUGGCUCUGACAAAACCGCGUCGCUGUUAUCGUCGGGAUUAGGCGCGGGACGAAUGAUAGGAAUAGGAAAUCAAAUGUACAACUUCCUCUGCUUUCUGUCCAUCGUGGUGCAUGCUUUCACCCCUUGCUCAGUUUCUCAAAAUGCACUUGCACAAUUCCUUUCUGCGCGCAGACCUCAUUCCACCUCCAACCUACGUCUCACCAUGCAGUGAUCACCGUCACAAAGUUGGAAUUUUGCGGUGUUGCACUAGGGAGCCUGUAUGUCCCCCUGUACUGAGUCAUUUCCAGUAGACGAGAACCACCUGCCUGCCGCGAUUAUUGCUACUGAAGACGGUGCACUAUUUCGCACGGCUGUUGCUGACAUCGCCACAGGCUUCGCAUGCUUAACACCACCUUUUGCCGCGGGCUUUAAAGAAAAAGCUUUCAUUGCCUCUUCUCGGAGGUAUGGCGUUCGUUGUCGUUUCCUCGCCGCGUAUAUUUGUGGAUAUGCGUAUACAUAUGUACGUAUAUGAAUGUGCGUGCCGUGUGCAAAUUUCGGAGACUAAUACCCUAGUUACACGGGCAGCUUAACCGCGGUUAAACUUAACCGUGGUUAACUCGCUCAACCGUGGUUAACGCGAACCCUAGUCCGCCAGAAUUACACGGGCUAUCCCGAUCACGGUUAAUGGUCUGAUGACGCGUCACGUCAUCUCUUGCGUAAAGGCUUCAUUCUGAAUAAUUUUUCUUGGACAUUUGAUUACAGUGGUAUAAAGAUGUUAUUUUUCAGCAAAACAAUUGUCAUAUUUGAGAGUUUUAACGUGUAAGACUGCGUUUUGCAGGUGUAGGUCAUUUAUUUUCGAUACUCCUACUCUCAGUUGUGAGCAUGCCUGGUGGGCAUACAACUAUUUAAAAAGUCAGAAUUAAGGGUCACAAAUGGGUAAAUAUUAAAUAAAAUUAAUUCCACUGAACGAAAAGGUAAAAAAAUAUUCUUAAUGAACAAAUGAAUGUUUCGACUAACAAACAUUGGCUACAUAAUUAAAAGGAGUACAACUUUACGCGAAUGCACUUUGGAACUAUACGCUUGCAUUUACAAAAGAAAGAAAAGAAUUAAAAAGGAAGAAAAGGCAGUGCUUUCAGGUGUUAAUGUAUGUACUUUGCGAUUUCACACUGCACAAAUUAUCACAAAAAAAGUACAUGUUAAAAAUACUGAAGUUAUAAGUUUAAAAGCAGCGCCAUCAAACUGGACGAGAAAGUGAGACGCACACAAACACACAGCGUUUGUCUGGGUCUCACUUGUCCAGUUUGAUUGCGCUAUUCUUAAAUUUCGAAAUUUGUGCGUAGCCGUCAUCACUGUGUAGAGGCGCGCGUUUCGACUAAUUGAGUGCAGAGCGGCCAGAUUAUCUGCCCAAAUGUGUCGUAUCAGUGCCUCAGUUGUCGCGUCAGGCCAUAUGAUACGCUUUUUGGAAGGUAUCUGGGAAGCGCCAGCGCUGCACUCGGGAGAAGUACUGUGCGCAAUUUUGCCCGUUUCCGAAACGUCGGUUACACUAAACUGAGGUUACCAAGCUCGGUUGGCGGUCAACCGCGGUUAGCAGCCUAACCACAGUUUCGCCUGCCGUGUAACCGCGCUAACCGCGUUUAGCGAUAACCGCGGUUACGUUAACCGCGCUUAAGGUCACCCGUGUAACAAGGGUAUAAGUGUUCAGUCCCUGGUUGGAAAGAGAGCAACGGUAGGACGAACGACAACAGUUACUCCCCAUGCACUUCGCUCCAUGCAGUUACUCCCCACAUCGCUCCAUGCACUUCGUGUCAUGGAGCGAUGCGGCGAAAACGGUAUUGUUUAUAAAUCGUGAAUAGAUCGAAUUUCGUGCACUGUCUAUUGAACUACAUGCAAAGCUGCACUUUGCCUCCUCGUGAGAAAAUUGCGUGAAACUUAAAAGCUGGAAUGUGAAGAGCCAUGCCCUUCGUGCGCACACCAUAAGUGAACGAUGCACAUUAAACGCACAAGUCAUUAAUAGACGGCUAGAUUGUCUUGGUCAAUAGUACCUAAGUUCCUUCUGUUCCAAGGAGGCCGCGAACUUAACUGAAGCGAUGUGUAGCUCAAACGGGACACGUAUAAGCGACAGAGAAAGUGACCCUCUCUGUCGUCUUGGGUGUCCCGUUUGAGCUCGCUAUAUACACGUAUACAUCGCGUGGUGACUCAGUUUAAAUCACCCUGUAGAAUACUCUGGCUGAUUUAUUUUCGCAGUCGCCUAUGGUUUCAAGAACACUCAACGUUAGACUCUCACCGCAUAGCAUGCACAAAAUGCCGAGUCGCUUUUAUAUUGCCGCACUUGCGUUCCGAUGCUUAACCUUGUGUCAAUAUCCGGUCCUGUCAAUAAGCGAGCACCGUGGUGAAUGUUGACCACGGUACAAAGCAACCCCUCGAAUUCAACCAAGUUUUAACAUGGAGUGUUUCUGAACGUAAUUUAAAGAAAAAUGUAUUUUUACUCCAGGAGGUACACACAUUUUUCGGACGCGCUUAAGUACAUCCUGAUAAGGUCGGCUUAAGUUAGGUUCACGAUACAAAGGAUCUGGGAAAAUAGAGUCCACUAGUGCCGCAGAAAUUGCUUUUCGACUGGCAGUGAACAUGUACUCCAGGCUGAAUCUAACUUUUAAGAAAAGAAAUGUGUCAACAACCUCCUUGAGAAAUCCCCAAUGAGUAUGUGGGACAUCUUUGGCAUUUGAUGACACUAGUAUAUUAGGAACAUAAUGAACUAAACGGAGUUGAGACAUUUUACGCCAGAACGGAUGAUCACUUUCCCGAAAGAAAAACAGGCGAGAAACAAUUUGCCUGACAAAGAGGUGGACUAAUCCUAGACCACCACGUUCGACUCUGUCGACUCCGUCGACGUGCCGAAACCAUAGAUCACUAUUUCAUAGACUGUAGGGAUGCUGUAUCUUUUGGGGACAUUCUCCAAUGGACGCUUAAAAAGUACAUUGACAUCACUCCAUAUUCAAUUACGUUUCUUCCGUUUAAGGUUACGGGUGAUCCUCCCUAUGACAUGUUCAUAGUAUUUGGCUUAUACAGCCUAUAAAGAUGUAGACCGUGUGAUCGCCAAGCCGAAAGCCCGGGAUCUGCAAAAUCCUUCUUUCGCGAAAGUGCUGCUUAUGUAAGAAACGUGUACGCUGCGCAGGAACCUCCGCCAGACUGGAUGCACUUGUUGGAUGCAUGUGUGUGUUUGCCUGAGUUUUAAGUGUGUAGUUGUGUCCACUUUGUAAUGUACCUUCAGUUUUGUUUUCCAUAUAAUAAUAAAUAAAUACGGCCACCGUGGUGGAGUGGUUAGAAUACCUGACUUGAGAGCGAGAGGAAUUGAGUUCGAAUCCUACUUUCGGACACUUCAUUUUUUCGGCUCAGUAAUUUUUUUAUUUGGGUAUAAAUGCCUAAUUUCAUUAAUUCCACCUUUGCGGAGCAUCGGAAAGAAUUACCGUUACUCCCUUGAGGAUCGUCGGAAAAAGGCCACUGUUAGACCUCGAAGGAGUAAGCGCAUGGGGAGUAACAGUUCAACCCAUGUCAGUUAGUCCCCAAAAGGACUAAUGGUUGUGGCAAAUCAGUUAGUCCCCAAAAGGACUAACCUCCCUGGUCCCUUUUUUUUUUUUCUUAUAGAGUGUAUCGGCAACUUGGGCCACUGGGCAUGCAUGUGCCCGGACAGACAACUUGCUGCUGGCCCAGUGCACAACUUAGAUCACCGGAUGCGUGGCACUGGGCACGCGCCCAUUCUUAACCAAUCGCCCGAAUGGAAGUGAUAAGCUUUUAUCACCGCGCGCAUGGCCGAUCCUCCAGAGUGGGUUGCGCCAUUUCACUUGGGAACAAGGAUGUGCAAAUGUUACACAAGCGAUAUGGAGCCUUAAAUCUAUUGUGAUAUGUGUCGUACUUGCAUGUGCAUGCACCUAGAUCUCGUCAACGUUCUUCCUUCGCCAAGCACGUGUUCAUGUUCGUCCUCGUGACGCAGACGCAGGCGACGAGGCACUCGUGUCAUUCGUCACUGCUGCUACCUCGCCAAACAAGAAACAAGCUUCGCGCGUCAUUUAGAUUCCAACAUUGCGUUGGACUUUCUCAUGUUUUUACCCACUUUCGUCUGUAAUAUCAUUGGUCUUCGGGGCAGAAUAUGAUAAAUAAAUAAAU